Messenger RNA from Nezara viridula (southern green stink bug), 411 nucleotides. The record is from the annotation of a GenBank genome assembly. NCBI's taxonomy places the organism in Eukaryota, Metazoa, Arthropoda, Insecta, Hemiptera, Pentatomidae.
AUGGCCCGUACCAAGCAGACCGCUAGGAAAUCGACAGGAGGCAAAGCUCCGAGGAAGCAGCUGGCAACCAAAGCCGCCAGGAAGAGUGCUCCGGCCACCGGGGGUGUGAAGAAGCCUCACAGGUAUAGGCCCGGUACAGUCGCUCUCAGACAAAUCAGGAGGUACCAGAAGAGUACCGACCUGCUCAUCAGGAAACUCCCGUUCCAGAGGUUGGUGAGGGAGAUCGCCCAGGACUUCAAGACCGACCUGAGGUUCCAGAGCUCGGCCGUCCUGGCCCUCCAGGAGGCCAGCGAAGCCUAUCUCGUAGGUCUCUUCGAGGAUACCAACUUGUGCGCCCUCCAGGCCAAGAGGGUGACUAUUAUGCCUAAGGAUAUCCAGCUGGCUCGCCGUAUCCGCGGAGAACGAGCCUAA